This is a messenger RNA of Plenodomus lingam JN3, 1494 nucleotides long. RefSeq lists its product as uncharacterized. The record is from RefSeq and is a predicted model, not a curated record. Gene Ontology annotation, molecular function: coenzyme A diphosphatase activity. NCBI's taxonomy places the organism in Eukaryota, Fungi, Ascomycota, Dothideomycetes, Pleosporales, Leptosphaeriaceae.
AUGUCACAACCCGUUCCGCAUGAAGUGCAAGCGAAUCAUGUUGAAGAUUGUAUACACCUCGACAUUGGAGCACUUCCUGAGCAUUCACAGACUAUGGCGAGCACCAACGAAAUCAUCACUCAUCUUAAGACAGUACUACUGGAGCUCAAUGCCCAUCCCUACCCCGAAGUCGCGUGUCCCCCAAACGUACCUAAACGCGCCUCAGUUGCGCUUAUCCUGCGCGUACAACCUUGUUAUUCACACUGGCCGGAGUCGCUAGACAAGCCUCUUCUAGCCCACUCGUCCACACGACAACGUCGGCAGUCCUCGGUAACAUCAGAUUCUAGCCAUAAGACUGAUUUCGAAACGAACCUGAACGCCUUCUUCGAACAAGACUGGGUGAAGUAUGGAGAUCCAGAGAUACUGUUCAUAAAGAGAGCGGCGAGAGUUGGCGACAAGUGGAAUGGACAUGUAGCGCUUCCAGGUGGGAAGCGAGAUCCCGAGGAUGAGGACGAUGAAGUGACAGCUGCGCGAGAGGCUCUGGAAGAGGUGGGCGUUGAUCUCGGUCAUGACAAUGCAAUUGUUGUUGGUAAUCUGCCGCAGCGGAUUGUCACCACGAGCUGGGGAAAAAUACCAUUGAUGGUACUUUGUCCAUUCAUAUAUCUCCUUACAUCCCCAGCCUAUCCCGCACAACGACUCCAACCGACCGAAGUCGCGUCGUCGCAUUGGGUAUCCAUUCGAGCUCUCCUCUCGCCAAGUCUUCGCACCUACGAAUACGCCGAUGUCAGCGCCCGUUUAGCAAAGUCUGAACUGGGCAUUAAGCGUUGGUUCCUGCAGGCCAUGCUUUCGAAAAUGAUGUUUGCUGCUAUACGGCUGGUGCCAUCACACUCUACGCAUUGCGCAACUACACCAGGCUUCAUACCAGAUGGUGCUGCCCCAGCUGAAGGGUUGUUCGGCAGUGUGAAGGAGGCAUUGAUGGGUCCUGGGGCCAGACACAAGGAUGGGAAACCACCACUUCUGCUGUGGGGGCUGACGCUAGGUGUUGUGAGUGAUUUCCUAGAACACGUCCCACCACACAACGCGCUAGAACUGUGGACCUAUCCUACGUUCACGAACUGGGAUGUGAGAUUUGUCAUGUGGGCAAUGUCCUACCGUUUCCGGAGACAGAGAGCACUGGAAAUGUCGACAACUAGACCAAGUCUAUGUUCAACCACCACUGGCGAGGACUUGGACAAAGUACCGAUGCAGGACUUCCCCGGCAUAGGCAGUGAAGCCAUAGGGGCAUUGUACGAGGCGAAACCUGGGGAAGUCGGCAUCGCCGGCCUGGGGGUUGGAAUGGAGUGGGGACAGAUCGGACGUGCAAAGAUGGUCGCUCGAGGUGCUGCGGUAAACUCGCUCUUGGAAGGCUACUAUCCGCUCGUGAGAAAGGCUGUGACGACGGCACUAGUCGGAAGAUUGGGAGUGGCUGCUCUUCUUGCAACUUGGGCCUGGAGGACUGUUCAAAAGAGCAGAUGA